UCUCCAUCUCUAGCUCUUUCCCCUUCUCGACGUCACUCUAAGGCGUUCUUAAAGCCGUUUGCUCUCUCUCUCGCAACUUUCAUAGUCGCUCGUUACUGCCGCUAUACUAUAGGCUAUUUUUUUCAGAAUGCCUAGCUUCACCCUCACUCCCCUUGCCGUUGCCGUCGGUGCGGCCGUUUUUGCUCGGGCUCAGCAGAGUACUUUCCCUGCUACCCCACUUGCCAGCAAGCACUAUGCUUAUCCCUCUGAAAUUCCCUACAAAGUGGACACAGAUACCAAUCUCGUUCGCGGCCAACAGCUGGGUUAUAACAUUUGUAACUCUACGACUGAAGGCCAGAGCUCCCUUUGCCAGACGUCUUUCCUCAACCAUAUUGAUGAUUUCUGCCUCUGGGCUCCACCCGAAGCAAACUCCUUAAUCGCCGAUACUGAGGGUGAAGAAGUUGCUUGGUGCACGAAGCCCGGCAAGGGUACUCGUAUUAUCCCUCCUGGCGCGCUUCAGGGCGUCCAGUACAUGCGCACGCCUGACUACCUCCAAGUCGUCGGUUUCAUUGACCAAUCCAAAAUCAAUAUUAAAUCCGGUGACUUCGGAGGAGAACUUGAUCCCCAUGGUGCUGACUUGCGGGGUAACCCGAUGGGUGGUCUUGUGUACUCGAAUGCCUUCAACGCCAGCAAUGGUGAUAAUAACACCUAUAUCCAGGCUAUUGAAUGGCACAAUUUCAUGGGCGGUGAAGUGUUCUGCUUCAAGGUUUGUGAUCCAGCUGGGCAACAUGCCGCAGACUACUGCCAGCACAUCUUUGAUCGUAUCGGAUGUGCCUACAAUGCUCCGAACGCUGCCAAGAACGGUACUUUCGAGGCUUGCUUGGGUGACAACCAGGACUUCCCAGGUGUUUAUACAUCCAACGGCCAAGUCAUGACGUUCACUCAGCCUGCCGAGUCGCUUGGCCCAAUUACCACUAUUCCCUAUACCCCCGUCGUUCCUGCCUCCUCUAGCUGCACGCAGUUCCAGUCGGCCGAGCUCUUCGCUUCCGCGGCCUCGUGGUACAACGAGCACGUUUCCUCUAGCGCAACGGGCACUGCUUCUGGUAGCGGUAACACUUCCGGAGGCACUGCGACGCGUUCAGGUAGUGAUGCAAGCAGCACUGGUGGUACUAACGCUGCCGGUGUCAGCGCACGCUCGAUGUUGGCAGGAGCUGGCAAUGGCGCCGGUGCCGGUGCAGUGAUUGCUUUCAUGGGCAUGCUCACUGCUGGUUUGAUCAUCGUGUAAACAUUCAUCUUAUCCGUUUAUGUCUUGGUUGAUGAUAUGUUACGCGACUUUCUGGACAUGUCCUGGCUGGACUCUUUCUUUCUUUUCCCUUCCUAUCACCGAUCCGCAUAACACAAGGACUAUUGCACACUGGUACGAUGCGUUUGAUAGUUUGUUAGUUGUUGAGCCGUAAGCCGACAUUUACAUUCCCAUUUCUCCUUUGAAUCUUUCUUUGGUAAUAUCCUUGAUUUUAAUGCGCAAUUUUUCUCCGGUUUUUGGUUGUGGUUGUGGUUUUGUGGAUGUUGAGUUUAAGUCGCGUAGUAUGGCAGCCGGAUCAAAAUACCAUUUUCCCUUUAUGCGAUUACAAAUGCCCGUUUCUCGACAAAUGUACGCCAGGCACGCGCGAACCUUUUUGCUCGAGAGUUUUCCGAGCCCAAGCGUUGCAAUACGUACAGCCGAGCCGAGCGCUACGUUGUUAGUGCGUCGCCAAUUUACGCUCAACUUACAAAGGCUCCACUUUUCAGUCUUGUCUUGUGUUUUCCGAGUUCUGCA
This is a messenger RNA of Fomitiporia mediterranea MF3/22, 1795 nucleotides long. RefSeq lists its product as uncharacterized. The transcript has 5 exons. The record is from RefSeq and is a predicted model, not a curated record. Bases 128 to 1264 code for a protein of 378 amino acids. Lineage: Eukaryota; Fungi; Basidiomycota; Agaricomycetes; Hymenochaetales; Hymenochaetaceae.